Molecule: messenger RNA, 3584 nt
Organism: Xyrauchen texanus (razorback sucker)
Lineage: Eukaryota; Metazoa; Chordata; Actinopteri; Cypriniformes; Catostomidae
Product: tyrosine-protein phosphatase non-receptor type 9-like
Exons: 13
Coding region: 343-2055 (570 amino acids)
Biological process (GO): protein dephosphorylation
Molecular function (GO): protein tyrosine phosphatase activity
Source: RefSeq, a predicted model, not a curated record
GUCGUCUUUCAUCUUUCACUCCUGCUUUUCAGAAGCGUAGGAUCUCCAUUCGCUUUCUCACAGUAAAGAGUACUGGAGCGCCCGAAUGAAGCGCUGCCGAUCGCUUAUUAUUUUUAUUUAACAUCCAAUUAUAUAUCAACGGGCCUUUAAGAGUUUCGGCUGAACACCGUGAUGAAUUUCUCCCUCCGUCACACAGGCGGGCGGACUGAAGCUCUGAUGCUCGUGCUAGCUUGAUCGCUGCUAACGGGCCUGAAAAACCCCGUUCUGAUCGUUACAGUCCAAUCCUAACAUCUGGCUGAGCUUUAAUCAGAUCCUCCAGCGGAGUAAAGGAGAGAAGAGAGGAUGGCUGGCCGUCUAAGCGCAGAGGAGGAGCAGGCCACUAAGCAAUUUUUGGAGGAGAUUAAUAAAUGGACGUCCCAGCAUGGCGUCUCGCCGUUAUCCUGGGACGUGGCGGUAAAAUUUCUGAUGGCCCGCAAGUUUGAUGUCCUGCGAGCCAUCGAGCUUUUCCACAGCUACAGGGAGACUCGUUUGAGAGAGGGAAUAGUCAAACUUCAGCCGCACGAGGAGCCGUUACGCUCUGAACUAUUGAGUGGGAAGUUCACUGUGUUGGGUGUCCGGGACCCGUCUGGAGCAUCCAUCGCCCUGUACACGGCUAAACUGCACCAUCCCAGUAAAACAGGGAAUCAUGUAGUUCUGCAGGCCCUGUUUUACCUUCUGGACCGAGCCGUGGAGAGUUUUGAGACUCAGAGGAACGGGCUGGUUUUCAUUUAUGACAUGGCUGGAUCCAACUACACAAACUUUGAACUUGACUUGAGCAAAAAGAUCCUUAACCUGCUCAAAGGUGCAUUCCCAGCACGGCUGAAGAAAGUGCUCAUCGUCGGAGCACCUGUGUGGUUUAGGGUGCCAUAUAACUUACUGAGCCUGUUACUGAAGGAGAAGCUCAGAGAAAGGGUUCAGAUGGUGAAGAUGGCCGACCUGCAGCAGCACCUCCCCAGAGACUGUUUACCUCAACACCUUGGCGGGUGUCUGCCUCUGGAUGUGCACAGCUGGAACCUGCAGCUGCUUUCUGAGCAGAAUGGCCGUGUGGACCCAGUGGAUGAGCUGGUGGGGAUUCCCCUGGAGAACACCUCCAUACACACACCUGGACCCGAGGGUAUGGGUCUGCCCGAGCUCAUGGCCCACCUGAACCGGGCUCAGCGCAGCGGAAUCUACCUGGAAUAUGAGGAGAUUCGCCGCGAACAGCCUCCAGGAACGUUUACCUGUGCAAUGGCUGUUCACAAUCAGGAACGGAAUCGCUAUGGCGACGUAUUGUGCCUUGAUCAAACCCGUGUGCAACUCAAACCAAGACGGAACGAGAGAUCAGACUACAUAAACGCCAGCUUCAUGGACGGAUAUAAACAGAAAAAUGCAUAUAUUGGAACUCAGGGUCCGCUGGAGAAAACCUACGGAGAUUUCUGGAGAAUGGUUUGGGAGCAAAGUGUGCUCGUCAUCGUCAUGACAACAAGGACACAAGAAGGAGGCCGAAGGAAGUGUGGACAGUACUGGCCCCAAGAGGAGUGUGGUCAGGAGGUGUACGGACACAUCGCUGUGGUCAAUCAUAGAGUAGACAACCAUGCGCAUUACAACCAAACCACAUUAGAGCUACACAACACAGAGACAUUUGAACAGAGGCAGGUGACUCACUUCCAGUUCCUUAGCUGGCCUGAUUAUGGGGUCCCGUCCUCCGCCGUGUCUCUGAUUGAAUUCCUAGGGGCCGUGAAGCAUCAGCACCAGUGUGCGGUCCAGGCUUUGGGGUCACAGUGGAAGGGUCACCCACUCGGGCCGCCCAUGGUGGUUCAUUGCAGUGCUGGAAUCGGCAGGACCGGUACAUUUUGUGCAUUGGAUAUCUGUCUGUCCCAGCUGCAGGAUGUUGGGACUCUAACCAUUUGUCAGACGGUGCGACGGAUGAGAACGCAGCGUGCCUUCAGCAUCCAAACACCCGAGCAGUACUAUUUCUGCCACACGGCAAUCCUCGAGCACGCCCACAGACAGGGCCUGCUCUCUGCCAAUCAAUGAGUAGCAGAGGCCACUCUUAGCCAAUCAGAGACAGACAGGGCCAUAUCUCAGCCAAUCAGUGAGAAACAGUGCCUGCUCUCGUCCAAUCAUUAAAGACAGGGCUUGCUUUCGUGCCUGUGGGCAGCCCAAUCACAGUCACUGGGUCUUCUUCCAUAGCCAUUCAACUGCCUGAUUUACCAUGACUGAUCCAGACUAAUUAUUUCAAUAUUAUCUUCUUUUAAAGAUUGGCAGCCUAUAUAGUAACCAUAAAUGACUCUGCUGUAAAAGGGGAUGCCUGUAAGUGUUCAGUGGUUUGGCUGUCAUUUAGUGUGCCUGUAAUGUUGUUAAAAUCUGUGCUGCAUAUUCUGUGACUGCAGUUUAUUCAGUGAACUUUGUCAAAAUGUACGUGUUUCACAAGAAGCUUCAAAUUUGCCCAAAUGUGAUUCAUGGCAAAAGCUGGAACUGGACGUACAUGAACUGUUAUUUUUCCUGAGAAGUUACUGUAAUAAUUACAAAAGAUAGAUAAAAACAUUUGCAUGUGACAGUUUGCAGACAGUCUGAAAGAACUAUUCUGGUUUUUGGUGUCUCAUUGUCAGACUGAUGUUUCAUUCUUGUUAUGACACCUCAUUGGUUCGUACUUGUGUGGAUCACUUUAAAACUUUUAAAGGGAUGGUUCACACAAAAAUGAAAUUUCUGUCACCAUUUUACACACCCUUAUGUCUUUCCAAACCUGGAUUCUUUCCAUGAAAUACAAAAUUCACUUUCAUUGUAUGGAAAAAAGAUGCAAUAUAGGUGAAUGGUGACUGAGGCAAACAUGCUUGUCUAACAUCUCAUUUUGUGUUCCAUGUAAGGGAGAAAGUCAUAUGGGUUUGCAAAAGCAUGAGGGUGAGUAAAUGAUGACAGAAGUUACAUUUUUGGUAACCCUUUGAGUCAUUUAAACUUUUAACUAGUUUUGUCUGUUAACAUUGUACUAAUAAAAUGUUUAAAGUUGUAUCUAAAACCUUAUAAUGUGCAUUUGAAUCACUUUUUAUUUUGUUGUGGGGUUAAGCAGACUUCGCUAUACUGAGUUCAUAUUGAAUUUGGACGUAGUGAAGCAACUCCCAAUGAUUCCAGGAUCUGCAGUCCUGCCUCAGUGGGCACAAAAUGUGACCAAUUUUAUUUUUCUAUUAUAACCAAGUUUUAUGUCAUUACUUAUUACUCUACUUCCAAAUAUAUAGAUAAAUUAUAUUUUCUUUUAUAUCCAAUUUUAUCUUUUCUUUCUUUUUUCUUCUUUUUUUUUUUUGCUUAUGUCAAUGAAAUUAAACUAACCCAAUAAUGUUAAUAUCAAUAUGUUUGCAGCAGUUCUAUUAGUGAUUGAGUACUUUGCUCUCUAGCUAAAGAGCCUUAAUCCGGACAUGUAUGUAUGGAUUGUGAGAGAUGGUUAUGUGGACGAUUUGUGCAGGGGGAUGCUUCCUUAGUGUCCCGUUCUCUCUCAGAAUCAACCUGUGCUCAAACUGCAAUGUUAUUUGAGCAAAACCAAAUCAAAAUCAUGUGUUUUAAAGUAUAAUAAA